Molecule: messenger RNA, 9735 nt
Organism: Closterium sp. Naga37s-1
Lineage: Eukaryota; Viridiplantae; Streptophyta; Zygnematophyceae; Desmidiales; Closteriaceae
Source: the annotation of a GenBank genome assembly
AUGUGGCCUGUUGCAGAAGCGACCUUUGCUCCUCCCUCUACUCUCCCUUCCUCCCUUCCAUCCUCUCUUCCAUCCUCCCUUUCCUCCUUCCCCUCCACCCUCCCAGCCUCCUUUCCUUCCUCUGCUCCGUCCUCCUUCCCGUCUUCCCUUCCCUCCUCGCUCCCCUCCUCGCUCCCCUCCUCUCUCCCCUCUUCGCUCCCACCCUCGCUUCCCUCCUCUUUCCCCACCUCCUCCCCUACCGCCUCCCCUCCGUUCUCCCCGCCUCCCCUAUCCCACACCCCUGUGGAUCGGCAGGGCGGAGAGGAGCAGCAGCAGGGUGAGAGACAGCAGCAGAGGCAGGAGCAGCAGGAGGGGCAGGAGAAGCAGGAGGAACAGCAGAUGCAGGAGGAACAGGAGCAGCAGCAGGGAGAUGGGCAGCAACAGCAGCAGCAGCAGCAGCAGCAGCAGGCUCAGGGUGAGCAGGUUUUUGCAGAGCAACAUGAGGAGGUGGGAGAAGAGGAGGCGGAGGAAGGGGAGGAGAUGGAGGAGGAAGAGGAAGAGGAGGAGGAGGAGGCAGAAGUCUUAGAUGUGGAUUGGGUCGGAUACGAGGAGGUGUGGGAGGGGAGGGGCGGGCGGACAAGUGUCAAGCAAGGGAGGGAGAGAGAGGAGGAGAGUGAGGGUGGGGACCUAGACGAGGAAGGGGAUGGGGGAGAGGGGGGAGGGGAGGAGGAGGAAGAGGAGGACGUGGCGAGUGAUGUGACUGAAGCAGCUGCUUCGGAUGAGGUGGAGUGGGAGUCGUGUCAUGCGGUGAUGGAUGCUUCUGUGAUAGACUCUGCAGGCACGGCUGCAGCUGUUGUUGCUGGUGCAGCUACUAGUGAAGGGCUUAUAGGCGGUUCAAGGUUUAUGGAGGGUGUAGGGUUUAUGGAGGAGCUAGGGGGUGCGUUUGAAGCUCCCAAGACCCCUCAAGCGGAUGACGAGAGUGGUGAGGUGAGGGAAUGGAAGAGAGGGAAACACGGAGAGGAGGAGGAGGAGGAGGAGGAGGAUGAGGAGGAAAAGAGGGAGCAAGAGGACGAACGUGAGGAGGUGGAGAAGGAAAGAAAGGAAGUAAAUAGCUGGCACAGUGAAAGCGAGAACGUUUCUAAGGAUGGUGUUGUGGAGGAAAUACAGGUGGCAGCUGUAAUUGAAGGGGCUGCUGAGGUGGCGAUAGCUGACGUGGCAGCUGAUGUCGUAGUUGAUAUGUCACAUGACAUGACGGCUGAUCUAGGGAUGGUAGCAGCAGAGGUUGAAGCAGAAGCAGAGACAAAGGGGGAGGCGGUUGCAGACGAAGCUGCUUUUGAAGGAGAAGCAGAUUUUGAGGCAGAGGUAGCAGCAGGAGCCGAGGCUGAAGCAGAGAUGGAAACGGAGAGAGAAGUGGGAGGAGAAGCAGAAGCGGAGGAGGCUGACUUAGCAGCAGACGAGGAAGCUACUACGUUUCAGGGAGAGGUUGGGGUGGAGGCAGAAGCAGAAGACGUCGAAUUAGCAGCAGAUGCAGCAGCAGGCAUAGCAGCAGAUGCGGAAGCAGAUGAAGAAGCUAUGCUGCAGGGAGAAGCCGAGGGGGCAGCAGAAGAAGUUGAAUCAGCAGCAGAUGCAGCAGCAGGCGUAGCAGUGGAUGUAGAGGCCGAAGUAAGAGCAGACGAAGAGGCUAUGCUUCAGGAAGAGGAUGGGGUGGAGGCAGAGGCGGAAAUAGAGGGAGAAUCAGAGGUAGAAGCAGAGGUUGAGGAAACUGCAACAGCAGCAGGCGUUGCAGCUGGUGCGGAAGCAGAAACAGAGACCAAAGUACAAGCACCCGAAGAGGGUAUGUUACAGGAAGAGGCUGGAGUGGAGGAGCCAGAGGCAGAGGGGGAGGCAGAGGGAGAGGCAGGGGCAGAGGGAGAGGCAGAGGCAGAUGGAGAGGGAGAGGCAGAGAUAGAGGCUGAGACAGGGGCAGGGGGAGAGGCAGAGGGAGAGGGAGAGGGAGAGGGAGAGGGAGAGGGAGUAGCAGAGGCAGAGGCAGAGGGAGAGGCAGAAGCUGAGGCAGAGGCAGGAGGAGAGGCAGAGGCAGAGGCAGAUGCAGAGAGAGAGGCGGAGGGAGAGGCGAAGGGAGAGGGUGAGGCAGAGAUGGUUGUGUACUUGGAAACAGGUGAUGGAACACGAGAAGCUGUUGGUAUGGAGGCAGAGGGAGCAGAGGAAAUGGAGGUAGGAGGAGAGGAAGUAGAGGAAGGAGGAGAGGAAGUGGAGGGAGGAAAACAGGAGGUGGAGGGAGGAGGAGAGGAGGUGGAGGUAGGAGCGGAGGUGGAGGUAGGAGGAGAGGAGGUGGAGGUAGGAGGAGAGGAGGUGGAGGUAGGAGGAGAGGAGGUGGAGGUAGGAGGAGAGGAGGUGGAGGUAGGAGGAGAGGAGGUGGAGGUAGGAGGAGAGGAGGUGGAGGUAGGAGGAGAGGAGGUGGAGGUAGUAGGAGAGGAGGUGGAGGUAGGAGGAGAGGAGGUGGAGGUAGGAGGAGAGGAGGUGGAGGUUGUAACAGAGGAGGUAGGAGGACAGGAGGUAGAGGGAGGAGCAGAGGAGGCAGAGGCAGAGAUAGAGGGAGAGGCAGAGAUAGAGGGAGAGGCAGAGAUAGAGGGAGAGGCAGAGAUAGAGGGAGAGGCAGAGAUAGAGGGAGAGGCAGAGAUAGAGGGAGAGGCAGAGACGGUUGUGUACUUGGAAACAGGUGAUGGAAGAGGAGAAGCUGCUGGGAUGGAGGCAGAGGGAGAGACAGAAGCAGAGGCAGAGGGAGGAGCAGAGGCAGAUGCAGGGGGAGAGACAGAAGCAGAGGCGGAGGCGGAGGCAGAGGCGGAAGCACAGGGAGAGGCAGAGACGGUUGUGUAUGUGGAAACAGGUGACGGAAGAGGAGAAGAUGUUGGUAUGGAGGCACAGGGAGCAGAGGAGGUGGAGGUGGGAGGAGAGGAAGUAGAGGGGGGAGGAGAGGAGGUAGGAGGAGAGGAGGUAGGAGGAGAGGAGGCAGAAGGAAAAGAUUCUUUGGCCAGGGUUGUUGAGGCAUAUGCUGCUGCUAGCGCUGCCAAUAGUAACCCUGCUGGAGCAGCUGGUUUGGAGGUGCCUCAGAAGUCAGCAUCUGCUGUUGGUGCUGCCAACAGUAAGCCUGCUGCAUCGGCACCGGCAGUGGGAGAAUCAGCAGGGCUGGUUUCAGCAAGUGAGGUGGGGAGAGGGAUCGGCAGAGAGAAGCCAGCAGUGUGUGGGGGGGUCAAUGGAGGAGAUUGGCAGGGUGCUGCCAACAGUAAGCCUACUGUAUCGGCACUGGCGGCGGGAGAAUCAGCAGGGCUGGUUUCAGCAAGUGAGGUGGGGAGAGGGAUCGGCAGAGAGAAGCCAGUAGCGUGUGGGGCCAGCGAUUGGGCUGAUCGGACGUUUGAGGAUGGGGGUGGUGCACCUGAUGCCAAUGCUGAUGCUGCUGUUCAUGCUGAUGCCAAGGCUGAUUCUGACACCAAGGCUGAGCCUCCACCUGAAUUUUCACCUGAAGAUGCUCCUCCUGAGCUAGUAUCCCGCCUUCCCCCCAUAGGCGCAGCUGCAUCUCUCCCCCCCAUUGGCGCAGCAGCAUCUCUUCCCCCCAUCCUUCCCCACAUGCCGCACUCUUUCCCCUUCAACCCCUUUCUCCCCUUUCCCCUUGGCCCCUUCCCUCCCCUUGGUUACAACUCGGGUUACCACCAGCUCUCACCCGCUCAAAUGCUCUUCCUUAACAGAACUGCUGGAUUUGGAAAUGUUUCUACUUUUGGAAAUGCUCCCAAUUGGGGAAAUGCUGGGCCUGGUGCAGCUGGUGAGGGGAAUCGUUUUCCUGGUGCUGCUGGUGCAACUGCCAGCUUUGGUGCUGCUGCUGUUGUUGCCGGAUCCACUGCUCGCUCUGCUGCUGCUGCUCCUGCUGCUCCUGCUGCUGCUGUUGCUGCUGUUGCUGCUGUUGCUUCUGCUGGUGCUGCUGCUGGCAGUGCAGCUGUCGUAGCCCCAGCUGCUGCUGCAGAUUCGGAAGCCGCUGGGGCCAGAGCAAGAGUAGCUGCUGCCACAGGUGGCCCCCAUAGGCCUGCUGGAAGAAACAGUGCCGCAUGUGACAGCAGGGCUUCUAAAACGUCUAGAGGAUCCAGUCUUGGACGAAGUGUUGCUUCUGGGCAGCAAGGGAACGCUUGGCAGGGCGCGGUUAGCAAGGAGUGGCAGGGAGGGGCUAGCAAGGAGUGGCAGGGCGGGGCUAGCAAGGAGUGGCAGGGUGGGGCUAGCAAGGAGUGGUUAGACGCUCCUCUGGUGUUUGGUCUGAACGUCAUUCCGCCAGGCGCUGUUGUGAAGGAGACGGGUGGUGCUGCAGAGGAGGGAGACAAGGAGGAUGGGGCGAAAGGACAGUCGUCUUUGGGUGAGGGAGAACCUGGGGAGGUGGAAGGGAAGGGGGCAGGUGGGGAGCGAGAAGGUGGGAAAGGGGCCGGUGGAAAGAGGGCAGAUGAAAACGAGGCAGAUGGUAAGGGGGCAGGUGCAAGGGGCACAGGAGAAAAAAGCGCAGGCGAGAAGGGGGCAGGAGAUAAAAGGCCAGGAGAAAAUGGAACAGGUGGUGCAGGUGAAAAAGUUGCAGGUAAAAAAGGGGCAGGUGAAGGUUCGGCAGGUGAAAUAGGGGGAAGUGAGCCUAAGUUGGAAUUGAUGCAUCCUAUAAAACCUGCAAACCCGGGUGUAUUUGAUCCAGAAGCGAGCGUGGGUGUGAGUAAGAUGAGUCGACUUGAUAAGGCAGAUGAGUUAGAAGAAGGUAUGAGUGUGCUGAGCACGCUGCUUGGGUAUGGGACGACUUUUGAGACGUCUCAAAAGGCAGAUGAGUUGGAAGCAGGUGUGAGUGUGCUGAACACGCUACUUGGUUAUGGGGCGGGUGAGGAGGCUGAAGAAGAGGAAGAGGUGGAGGUGGGAGGCCCUGAUAGCAGAACCCGGAUUGAGUUGAGGGAGAGGGAGAGGGAGAGGGAGAGGGAGAGGGAAAGGGUGAAGGAGAAGGAGAGGGAGAGGGAGAGGGAGAGGGAGAGGGAGAAGGGGAGUGAGGGGAGGGAGAAGGAGAGGGAGAAGGCGAGUGAGAGGAGGGAGAGGGAGAGGGAGAGGGAGAAGGGGACUGAGGGGAGAGAGAGGGAGAGGGCGAUUGGGAGUGAGGGGAGGGAGAGGGAGAGGGGGAAGGUGAGUGAGGAGAGGGAGAGGGAGAGGGAGAGGGAGAGGGAGAGGGAGAGGGCGAGGGCGAGGGAGAGGGAGAGGGAGAGGGAGAGGGCGAGAGAGGGGGAGAGGGAGAGGGAGAGGGAGAGGGAGAGGGAGAGGGAGAAUGGAAGUGAGGGGAGGGAGAAGGAGAGGGAGAAGGCGAGUCAGGGGAGGGAGAGGGAGAGGGAGGGGGAGAAGGCGAGUCAGGGGAGGGAGAGGGAGAGGGAGAAGGGGAGUGAGGGGAGGGAGAGGGAGAGGGAAGGGGAGAAGGGGAGUGAGGGGAGGGAGAGGGAGAGGGGGUUGGUGAGUGUUGAGAGGGAGAGGGAAGGGAGCCAAAAGGAGAAGGGGAAGGAAUGGAGGGAGAGGGAGAAGGGGAGUGAUGGGAGGGAGGGGAAGGAAAGGGAGAAGGGGAGAGACGUGUGGGAGGGUGAGAGAGUGAGUGCUGGGAGGGAGAGGGAGAAGGGGAGAGAGGUGGAUGGUGGAGAAGCAAAGGGUAGAGGGAGUGUAGGAGGCGAGAGAGACGUUAGAAUGUCAGCAGAGAGGGGGAGGGAGUUGGUGCACAUGACAAGAACGAGGGAUGUGGAUGUGACAAGAACGAGGGGCAGAGAUGCAAGCGGCAGCUGUAUUUUUGGGGUAGGAAGGGAUAUUGGAAGGGAAGCGCGUGAACGAGACAUGGGAAAGAUAGCAGAGAGGAGGGAUGUUGAUGUGACACGAAUGAGGGGCAGCAACAAUACGAGGGAAAGAGGAGGUGGGGAAGGAGGUGUAAGGGAAAGAGGAGCAAGGGAGGUAGGAGGAAGGGGAGGAGGAGGAGAAAGAGGAGGGGAAAGAGGAAGAGGGGAAAGAGGAGGAGGGGAAAGAGGAGGAGGGGAAAGAGGAGGAGGGGCAAGAGGAGGAGGGGAAACCCUCAGCAGCCACAAAGCAGAUGGGGGAGAAAGAGUUGCAAGGGAAGGUAAGGAAGGAAUGGAAAGAGGGGAAGACAGUGCAUGGGAACGAGGAGAAAAGGCCGAUGUGAACAGAAGUGGAGGAGAAAGAGGGGCUGAGAAGGUGGAGGAAGAGGAGAGAGGGAAAAGUCAGAAGGGUGUUGCAUUGGCAGAAGAGACAGGGAGGAAGGAGGAGGAAGGUGGGAGUGGUAGUGUGAGAAUAGGGAGUGGCACAGCGGGAGAGGGGGAAAAGGAGAGAGGGGAAGGUAGGAAGAGUUUUGAAUCGGCUGAAAAGAGCAGGAAGGAGGAGGAAGGUGGGAGUGGUGGUGUGAGAAUAGGGAGUGGCUCGGCGGGAGAGGGGGGAAAGGAGAGAGGGGAAGGUAGGAAGAGUUUCGAAUCGGCUGAAAAGAGCAGGAAGGAGGAGGAAGGAGGGAGUGGUGGUGUGAGAAUAGGGAGUGUCGCAGCGGGUGAGGGGGGAAAGGAGAGAGGGGAAGGUCAAGUGCGAUUUGUGGUGGUGGAAGGGACAGGGAGGGAAGGGGAGAGGUGGAAGGGUGGUGCGCAGAGAGAGAGUGGAAUGGAAGGAGGAGAAGGAGAAGGAGGAGGUGGAGGAGGAGGAAAGGAAGGGGGUGAGGGAGGAGGGAGAGGGGAGCGUGAGAGUAAGGGUGGUAAGGAUGGAAAGACUGGCAGUAAAGCGAGUGGCAAAGGCAGUGGUAACAACAGGGAUGCUGGCACCAGUGGUGGUGGCGGUUCUGGGGGUGGUGGUGGUAGUGGCAGGGGAGAGAAAGGGGGACAGAGAGUAGGAUCGUCCAGAAAGGGAGGGAUAGUUGGCGGUAAAGGGGGUGGUGGGGGUGGUGGUGGUGAUGAUGAUGGUGAUGGUGAUGAUAAUGCUAGGGAUUGGGACCGGAAACGGGCUUUUGGGAGUGAUAAGGGCAAGGGAGGGAGAAGGAAAGGGGAAGAGGAGGAGGAGGGGGAGGAAGGGAGGGAGAAUAAGCGAAGGAAGGAGGAGGAGAAGCGUGGGGAGGGGAGGGAUGGGAAGAAAGGGGAGGAACAGGCGAGGCGAAAUGCAGAGGUAGAGAAGAGUGGGAAUGGGGAGGUGAAGGGAGGUGGUGUGAGUGUGGGUCAUCGGGGGGAGGAGAGGAGGAUUGAGAGGAGGGAUGAAAAGAAAGAGGAAAGUGGAAGGGGUGAUAGGAGAAAGGAGGAGGACAGAAGACGGGAGGAGGAUGGGAAACGGGAGGAGGAUAGGAGAAAGGAGGAGGAUAGGAGAAGGGUUGAAAAGGGAGGACGAAAGGAGGAGGAUAAAGGAAAAAGGGAGGAGGAUAAGGAGAGGAGGGAUGAAAAGGGGAGGAAUGGGGAAGGGAGAAAGGAGGAUCUCAGGAGAAACGAGGAUGAUAAGAAACGGGAGGAGGAUAAGCGAAAGGCGGACAAACGGAGAACGGAGGAUGGAAAGAGAAAGGAAGAGGAGAGGAGAAGGGAGGACGAGGAGAGGAAGCAGGAGGGAAAGAGAAAGGAGGGAAGGAGAAGGGAGGAGGGAAGGAGAAGGGAGGAGGGAAGGAGAACGGAAGAGGAAAGGAAAAGGGAGGAGGCUGGUAAGGAUAGUGGAAGUGAAAGGGUGGGUGGUUCGCAUAGGGAUAAGAUGGACGAAAAGAAGAGGGAGGGUAAGGGGGGCGAGAUGGAAGAGGUGAGGAGGGAGGAGAGGACUGAGGAAAGGAAAGAAGAGAAGAAGGAUGAUAGAAAAGAUGAGAGGAGGGAGGAAAAGAAGGAUGGGAGGAGAGGGGAAAGGAAGGAUGAGAGGAAAGAGAAGAUAAGGGAUGAGAGGACAGAGGAGAAGAGGGGUAAUAAAAGUGUUAAGGAGGCAGGAGAAAGGGAUAAAGAGAAGGGGGAGAGUAUAAGUGGGGCGAGAAAAGAAGGGGAGAAGGAGCAAAAGGAGAAGAGAGGGCGAUUGGAUGGGGAGGAGCAUGGGCAGAAGAGGGAAGGAAGAGGCAUGGGUCAUGAUACAAACGAGGAGAGGAAGAGGAGGAAGGUGGAGGAGGAAAUUAAGGACAAGGAGAAGAGGGAGAAGGAGAGGAGGGACAAGGAGAGGGGAGAGAAGGAGAGGAGGGAGAGGGAAAAGGGAGAGAGGGAGAGGAGGGAGAGGGAAAGUGGAGAGAAGGAGAGUAGGGAGAGGGAAAGGGAAGAGAAGGAGAGGAGGGAGAGGGAAUGGGAAGAGAAGGAGAGGAGGGAGAAGGACAGGGGCGAUAUGGAGAGGAAGGGGGGGGAGAGGGGGAUAAAAGAGAGGAGUGAGCAGGAGACGAGAGGGAAGGAGAGACGGGAAGAGGGGAGAGAAAUUGAGAGAAGAGAGGAGAGGAGACAAAAGGAGGGGAGAGAAAAGGGAGGGAAAACAGUCCAUGAAGGCAAAGGAGAAAAUGGGGAGAGGAGAGAAGCAGUGGAGAUGGGAAAAGGUGAGGAAGUUGAGGAAAAAGAGGCUAGGAGAGAAAAGGAUAGUAGAGGAACAAAUAAGCAUGACAAUAAGAAAAUGUGUGAUGAGAGUAAGACACAUGACGAUGGGAAGAAGGAAGAGGGUAGGGAGGAUGGGAGGGGUGAAAGGCCUGGGCGAAUUUCUGAGUCACGACAAAAAUUGGAGGAGAAAGUUGUGGGGAAGGAGGAGGGAAGGGAUGUGGGGAAGGGGGAUGGAGGGCAUGGGAAGCGGCAAAGGGAGCGUGAGUGCAGUGAGGAGGAAACUUUCAAUGAUACCCAUAUUCCAGGCCCGCCAUUCCCCGGUGGGGGUGCUUUUCCCAAUAGUGGGGGGGCUUUUCCGGGUGGCGGUUUGUUGCAGACCCCAGGUGUGGCACCGCAUCAUACCCAUACCAACCCCCUUGCACCGCAUCAAACACACACCAACCCAUUAGUAGCUCACCAUGCACUGCUGCAAGCUCUGCGUGCUGCUCCCCGCCCCCCCCACUCUGGCUCUGCUCUGCCCCCCGCUCUGGCGAGUAGCGGUAUUGGCAUGAGUGGGCCAGCAGCCAAGCAGUCAGCACUGGCAGCCAAGAGGGAGAGGGAGAGAGCGCAGCUGGAUUUGAGGGAUGGAGUGGGAGGGUCACGAUUCACAUGGUGUGCAUGUCUGGCAUUUGGGGGUGUGUCAGGGCCAGCAGCCAGGGCAGCGAAGCAGUCAGCACUGGCAGCCAAGAGGGAGAGGGAGAGAGCGCAGCUGGAUUUGAGGGAUGGAGUGGGAGGGUCACGAUUCACAUGGUGUGCAUGUCUGGCAUUUGGGGGUGUGUCAGGGCCAGCAGCCAGGGCAGCGAAGCAGUCAGCACUGGCAGCCAAGAGGGAGAGGGAGAGAGCGCAGCUGGAUUUGAGGGAUGGAGUGGGAGGGUCACGAUUCACAUGGUGUGCAUGUCUGGCAUUUGGGGGUGUGUCAGGGCCAGCAGCCAGGGCAGCGAAGCAGUCAGCACUGGCAGCCAAGAGGGAGAGGGAGAGAGCGCAGCUGGAUUUGAGGGAUGGAGUGGGAGGGUCACGAUUCACAUGGUGUGCAUGUCUGGCAUUUGGGGGUGUGUCAGGGCCAGCAGCCAGGGCAGCGAAGCAGUCAGCACUGGCAGCCAAGAGGGAGAGGGAGAGAGCGCAGCUGGAGCUGAGGAGGAAAUACUAUGGGCUGCCUUGA